AUGGCGCAGCAAGCAACCGCACGUAUUUUGAUUUAUUCCGCCACUCGCGGCUAUCGUCAUGACUCUAUCCCCGCGUCCAUCGAGGCACUGAAAGCCCAAGCAUCAUCAAUCAACGUCCAUUUUGAUGCUACAGAAGAUCAUACCUGGUUCACCGACGAUCGACUGAACGGAUACGAUGCUGUCUUAUUUUUGCAGAACUCCGGCGAAGUCUUGGAAGCGGACGGCAAAGCUGCAUUCCAGAAGUUCUUGAAUUCGGGAGGAAACUAUAUCGGAGUGCAUUGCGCCUCAGCAUGCCUAUACGAGGACGAAUUCUACAAGAAGGAAGUAGGCGCUCUCUUUGACUACCAUCCCGAUAUUUGCACUGCUGUGUUCGAUGUUGUUGGUCCGCCUCACCCAAGCACAAGCAUGCUGCCUUCGCGAUGGGAGCUCUAUGAUGAAGUCUAUAACUUCAUGUCAGAUCCUCGAGAUGUCGGUGCUACGGUAGUACUCGCCGUAGACGAAUCGACUUACUCAGAUCCCGGAGAGCGAAAGUAUGACCACGGAACUCCUCAUCCAGUUGCGUGGUUCCAGGAACGGGGAGCAGGUGUACAGCCUGGGAACGUUGCUGGACGCAGCUUCUACACCAGCCUUGGACACUGCAUAGAGACAUGGCAGAAUGAACUGUUCCUGGCACAUGUCAUGUCCGGAAUCCAAUGGGCCAUACAGUCCGGAACAACCAAGGCUUUCAACCCGAACGCGCUCGUAGGAAAUUCCGCAGCUUGA
Fibroporia radiculosa is the source of this 762-nucleotide messenger RNA. RefSeq lists its product as uncharacterized. NCBI's taxonomy places the organism in Eukaryota, Fungi, Basidiomycota, Agaricomycetes, Polyporales, Fibroporiaceae. The record is from RefSeq and is a predicted model, not a curated record. The coding region runs from base 1 to 762 and encodes 253 amino acids. The transcript has 8 exons.